CAAAUGUCAAUUGCACUUCUGUGCACAGCCGCCGUCGCCGCGCUCGUCGUCCAGCAGCCGGUCGUGUCCUCUCGCCGCUCGCCCGCAGUCAUGUCCGCUGAUCGCACAUUCGCGCCCGCCGAGGCCAAGGGCGGCACCUCCGUGGACACCAAGAAGACCGCGGUCCUCUUCAUUGAGUACCAAAACGAAUUCACGACGGAGGGCGGCAAGCUCCACGGCGCCGUCAAGGAAUGCAUGGACGAGACAGGCAUGCUCGAAAAGAGCUCGGCACUCGCGAGCAAGGCACGGACGGCCGGCGCAAAGGUCUUCCACGCACCGAUCAGCUUCAAGGAGGACGCGAGCGACAACCCGAACAAGGGGCUUGGCAUCCUCGCGGGAUGCGCCGGCGACAAGCUCUUCACCGAGGGGAGCUGGAACGCCGACUUCCACCCGUCCAUGCAGCCGCAGCCGGGCGACGUCGUCGUCCAAAACAAAAGGGGCCUCGACGCCUUCCCGGGCACUGACCUCGAGGCGCAGCUCAAGGCGAACGGCAUCGAGACGGUUGUGCUGGCCGGGUUCCUCACCAACUGCUGCGUUGAGUCGACCAUGCGCACCGCCUACGAAAAGGGCUUCAACGUGAUCACGCUGACCGACGCGUGCGCGACGACCUCCAAGGAGGGGCAGGCGGUCACGGGCGGCUCGUAUGGCAUGUUCUCCACGCCGAUGACGGUGGCCGACUACGAAAAGAUGCUGUAAGGCGGGUGUGCCGGGCCGGCGCCGCGAGCGUGUCGCGCGCAAAGGCGAAGGACGCCCGACAGCCCGGGCCCCAGCGCGGGCGGGAGACGCGACACAAGCGGUCACGCUCUGUCGUUCACACUCUUCUGGCAGUUCGGAUGUUCGGUACUCCCGUGUAGUCGCGUUAGGUACAUGUAUGAAUGUGUAGUUGAGUAGGUCCAUCC
This is a messenger RNA of Emiliania huxleyi CCMP1516, 938 nucleotides long. RefSeq lists its product as hypothetical. NCBI's taxonomy places the organism in Eukaryota, Haptophyta, Isochrysidales, Noelaerhabdaceae. The record is from RefSeq and is a predicted model, not a curated record. The coding region runs from base 4 to 735 and encodes 243 amino acids. The transcript has 9 exons.